Folsomia candida is the source of this 1627-nucleotide messenger RNA. Its product is annotated as thiamine transporter 1. NCBI's taxonomy places the organism in Eukaryota, Metazoa, Arthropoda, Collembola, Entomobryomorpha, Isotomidae. The transcript has 8 exons. Gene Ontology annotation, cellular component: plasma membrane. Gene Ontology annotation, molecular function: vitamin transmembrane transporter activity. The coding region runs from base 225 to 1538 and encodes 437 amino acids. The record is from RefSeq and is a predicted model, not a curated record. Gene Ontology annotation, biological process: transmembrane transport; vitamin transport.
UUUCUUAUCGAAAUGUUAAUUAACUAUGACCUAGCUAACUUUCAUCCAGAAUUCAUCCAUGCAUUAUGUCACGCAUAUUAAAAGUAUUUAAUCGCGUAGUGUUCCCAUUUGAUGAGUAUCUGUCAAAUGACAUACAUACAAAUUUACAUGUGUGUGUAAUUCAUACAUGUGCACGUACCUCUGUUUCUGUUUGGUAAAUCAUCUUGUGGUCUGGUCUUCUUAGAAUGGAAAAGUGGCAUUUGAUUUCUUUGGUGCUAUGCACCUUUGGAUUUUUUAAAGAGUUUCGUCCAUCGGAACCAUUUGUGACUGAAUAUCUCAUCGAUUUCAAGAAUUUUACAAAGGAAACGAUUGUGCAAGUGGCUUAUCCAAUAUCGACGUAUACGUAUUUUGGAACCCUGCCCAUCGUAUUUCUUGUUACUGAUUUUAUGCGGUACAAGGCGGUUAUCAUAAUUGAAGGAUUAGCCUUUGUAGGGACAUACAUUUUGCUACUUUUUGGAAAUGGAAUCCACAGUUUGCGGAUUCUGGAGAUCUUGUAUGGGAUUGCAAGUUCCACCGAGGUUGCCUAUUAUACUUACAUCUAUGCAAAGGUGGAUAAGGAAACCUACAAAAAAGUCACUUCUCACACUUACACGGCUUUAUUAGUCGGAAAUUUUAUUGCUGCCAUUGUGUCCCAACUUCUUGUUUCUGCUGAUUUGAUGGAUUAUGAACAACUUACUUAUUUGACCCUGGGUUCAGUAACCAUCGCUCUGAUAGUUGCAUGCUUUCUUCCGAGCGUAAAGCAAUCUGUGUACUUUCAUCGCAACACCGAUAACGACCAACCUUUGGAAGGUCCUCCGGACGGAGAUGAAGGAGGAAGUAAAGAAAACCUCACAUUGUCACUGGGUCAAAAAAUCAAAAGGGCGUAUGGUUAUCUUUGGAAGGACUGCAAGAAAGCGUAUUCUGAUGCAUACGUUCUAAAGUGGUCCAUCUGGUGGGCUAUUUCAUCUGCCUGCUACAUUCAGGUGACAAGCUAUGUCCAACCGCUUUAUGAAGAGAUCUACCCUUCAACGGAUGAAGAAAUUUAUAACGGGGGAGUGGAUGCUGUUCACACUUUCCUCAGUGCCGGCUUGGCUCUGGGAGUUGGUUAUGUUUCACUCCCUUGGCGGAAAUGGGGGGAACCAUUCCUUUGUCUGAUGUCUUUUAUCCAAGGAGCUGCUCUGAUUGUCAUGUCGCAAACGCACGAAAUUUUUGUGGCGUAUGCUUGCUACAUUGUGUUUAGAACGUUCUAUCAAGUGAUGAUUACAGUUGCGAGUGCGGAAGUAGCUCAAGGAAUCAGCCAAGAUAGUUACGGCCUAAUUUUUGGAAUGAAUCGAUUUAUCGCCCUCACCAUUCAGACCAUUCUCACAUUCGCUGUGGCUGACGAAAACGGAUUUUCACUUAAUGAAAGGGAUCAAUUUGUUGUCUAUGGAACCUACUUUGGUUUAUUGGGAAUAUUAUUUGCCGUGGUCACUUUACUAACUUUAUGUAAAUGCACUCGACGCGAAGAAAGAAAUGCCUGAAAAUAAAUAAUUGUAUGAGGGUUUAAAGGCCCUGAGACUUGAAUAAUUUUGCUGGUUAAAAUAAAUGUGCAUAUGAUGAAUAGUGAUUA